Molecule: messenger RNA, 2635 nt
Organism: Sinocyclocheilus rhinocerous
Lineage: Eukaryota; Metazoa; Chordata; Actinopteri; Cypriniformes; Cyprinidae
Gene: camk2a
Product: calcium/calmodulin-dependent protein kinase II alpha
Exons: 19
Coding region: 173-1642 (489 amino acids)
Biological process (GO): protein phosphorylation
Molecular function (GO): calmodulin binding; ATP binding; calcium/calmodulin-dependent protein kinase activity
Source: RefSeq, a predicted model, not a curated record
GCAGCCACAGAAAGAUCUAUCCUUUUUUCUUCAUUCCACUUCCACUUUUCCGAUAUAGAAAACGAUCUCCGGAGCAGGCGUUUGAUCGCGCUUCUGUCCCUCCUGCCUGCCGUUUCAAACGCUUCACCUCACAACACUCUCAUCAGACGCAGGAAACGCACACACUUCCAGGAUGGCAACCAUCACCUGCACGCGCUUUACAGAGGAAUACCAGCUGUUUGAGGAACUGGGAAAGGGAGCCUUUUCUGUGGUGCGGAGAUGUGUGAAAGUUCUCUCAGGACAAGAGUAUGCUGCUAAGAUCAUCAACACAAAGAAGCUGUCUACUCGGGAUCACCAGAAGCUGGACAGGGAGGCUAGGAUCUGCAGACUGCUGAAGCACUCCAAUAUUGUGCGGCUGCAUGACAGCAUCUCAGAGGAAGGUCACCAUUACCUCAUCCUUGACUUAGUAACGGGUGGUGAGCUGUUUGAAGACAUUGUUGCCAGGGAAUAUUACAGCGAAGCAGAUGCCAGCCAUUGCAUCCAGCAGAUUUUGGAGGCAGUACUUCAUUGCCAUCAGAUGGGCGUCGUGCACAGAGACUUAAAGCCAGAGAACCUGCUUCUGGCUUCGAAAUCCAAAGGUGCAGCUGUGAAGUUAGCAGACUUUGGCCUUGCCAUUGAGGUUGAAGGGGACCAACAGGCUUGGUUUGGGUUUGCUGGCACUCCUGGUUACCUGUCCCCUGAAGUCUUACGGAAAGACCCUUAUGGAAAAGCUGUAGACCUGUGGGCAUGUGGUGUGAUUCUCUACAUCCUGCUGGUUGGAUACCCACCCUUUUGGGAUGAAGACCAGCAUAGACUCUAUCAGCAAAUUAAAGCUGGUGCCUAUGAUUUUCCUUCACCUGAGUGGGACACAGUCACCCCUGAGGCGAAAGAUCUUAUUAAUAAGAUGCUGACCAUCAACCCAUCUAAACGCAUCACUGCUGCGGAGGUACUCAAGCACCCAUGGAUCUCACAUCGCUCCACUGUUGCAUCUUGCAUGCACAGACAGGAGACUGUUGAAUGCUUGAAGAAGUUCAAUGCUAGAAGAAAGCUCAAGGGUGCUAUUCUCACUACUAUGCUGGUCACCAGAAACUUCUCAGGAGGAAAGAGUGGGGUCAGCAAGAAGACAGAUGGUGUGAAGAAAAGGAAGUCCAGUUCCAGCACCCAGCUGAUGGAAUCAUCAGAGAGUACCAACACCACAAUUGAGGAUGAGGAUACUAGAGCGAGGAAGCAAGAAAUCAUCAAAGUAACUGAGCAACUCAUUGAGGCCAUCAGCAAUGGAGAUUUUGAGAAUUACACGAAGAUGUGUGAUCCCAGCGUUUCAGCGUUUGAGCCUGAGGCCCUGGGAAACCUGGUAGAAGGGCUGGAUUUCCAUCGCUUCUACUUUGACAACCUGUGGUCAAAGAACAGCAAGCCAGUUCACACCACCAUCCUGAACCCUCAUAUCCACCUGAUCGGCGAGGAGGCCGCCUGCAUUGCCUACAUUCGUAUCACGCAGUAUCUCGACACAAACGGAAUGCCAUGCACUGCCCAGUCAGAGGAGACACGGAUCUGGCAUCGUAAAGACGGCAAGUGGCAGAUAGUCCACUUCCAUCGCUCAGGCUCUCCGUCUGCCAUCACUAAAUAAGAGAGUCAGUUGAAAAUACCAGAGUUGCAGGAUCACUGGCUUGAGGAUGUACAAGCUCCCGGCUUCUCAUCUCAUUCCUUGAACUUCAUUGGCCCUCUGCUUUACGGUGUCAUCACAUUCACAUUAGCAUUUAUUCUCAUUGCUCAGAACACUUCUUUAUGGAUAAACUAUGAUGAAGCCACUUUGCUGUUGCAACCCUGCUGUAUGGAAUGUUUUUUUUUUUAGUAUCUUGGUUAUGUUUACAAAAUUAGCCACCAUGUUUUUAACCAUAAGUGCUACAUUUGCAGAUAUUUGACACAAAUUAGAUAUUCGGGACAACUACUACAUUCCAAAAGAGAUCCUGUUUCCUGUGUUUUAUAAAAACGACACGGAUACCUAGAUAUAUUUUUUUUCAACGGUUAGACAUUUCCAGCUCACUCUAGCGCCUGUAAUGAACUCGAAUGUAAUCUGAUUGAAAUGGAUCUCUGUGUUAUUUUAAUGUCUACCCCUAAACAGAAGUACUUGUUUAUAUAUUUGAAAUAAAGUGACAACUGGAGAAUUGCUAGGUACGAAUACAGUAAUGACGUUUCCUGUGAAUGUCACUGGACAGAUAUCAGCACAACUUGUCCUCCACUGCCCGAUUUCCAGACAAUCGCCAUUGAGCAGUUUCUACCGAGUUUAGUAAAGCGCAUUGAACAACAGUGAAUUUCAGCAUACUCUUAGCCCUUGAAAUCAAAGCUACAUCGAUGACCCACUCAACGAACAGUUGCUUAAAGUUAAAGCUGGUGCUGAUGGUGGCAUUAUCAAGAGCUGCAGUGGAAGAGUAAAUGCAUGCGAGAGCUUGAUAUUUCUUUCUGCCGUACAGGGUUUUCAGAUCCGGGUCUGGUGUGGUGUGCUCAGAGCACUUUGAUAAAGUUCUUCCAGUAGGGCUGGUAUAUUUGUUCUUCCUUUUGUAUUUAGGAUUCAGGGAUUUUUUCAUUUUAUUACAAAAGGAAGUCUCUUGAAACAGCUCUU